AUGUCUGAAAUUCAAGGUUAUGAAUAUGAUUUUGACAAAUCUUAUGUGGACUAUGAACUUUCAGAUGACAGCAUCAAUCUGGUUCCACCUGAACUUAUAGCAGUAGAUGAUGACUUAUCAGUAAUUGAAGAGGGCAAAGAUCUUGUAUCUGAAAAUGGUAGUUUGGAUAAUGAACCUGAAGAUAGUCCUCUAAAAAAAAUUUAUGUUGGACAGACAUUUGUCUCGUUUGACAUGCUUGAACAAUGUCUAAAACGUUAUUCAACUAGAAUAGGAUUUGAAACGAAAAUCGCGCGAGCUGAAAAGGAGGAUAAUAUUUUCGUUUGUAAGACAUAUAAAUGUAGGCAUAGUGGAAAAUACUUACCUAAGAAAAAAUUAGACUCUACGCAAAAUCGAGAUCGAGAAUCUGGUCAUAUUGAGUAUGAAUUUACUAUGAAUGCUUCAUAUCGGAAACGUAUGAAUCUUGUCUUUGUUAAUAAAUUCACUAAGGAUUAUAAUCACGUAUUAAAUAAAGAAGAAUUACAUUUGCAAUUUUCACUGUCCUUGUGUAAGGUGCCUGACAAUAUUAAAGAAGAGAUCCGGUUUUAUGUUCAGGAAUGUCAAUUAGGGGCAACUGUCUUAAAACGAAUAUUGCAAAAUAAAUUUCCUGAUCAAGAAAUUUACAAUCGAGAUCUUUACAAUAUGAUUUGCAAAUACAGAGCUGGAGCUCAGAUUAAAAACGAUGCCUUAACUUUAUAUGAAUAUCUUUCAAAAGUGCAACAAGAAAAUCCUGACUGGUACUUUAAGGCUCGGUUUUAUAAUGUCAUUAUUAAUGACAACACAUGCAAAACGAACAAAUAUAUGAUGCCUUUAAGCAUUUUUAUUGUAAUUGAUUCAAAUAACAAAAGUUGUAUUGCAGCCACAGCUGUAGUUUCUGAUGAGACGGUGUCGACUUAUGAAUGGAUCUUAAAACAAACUAAAUUAGCCACUAAUGGUCUUCAACCAACAAUAAUUUUUACAGAUGCUGAUUCAGUGAUGCAAGUAGCUAUAACAAAUGAGUAUCCUGAAGCUAUUGUUAGGCAUUAUGCAUUUCAUAUUCGGCAAAAUCUAGUUAAAAGGCUUAAGAAAAAGCUUAAUAAUAGGUGGGAUAAUUUUAUUUCUGAUUUUUAUACUUUGCGAAAUUCUUUUGUAGUAUCUGAUUUUGAUCGUCAUUGGAUAGAGUUAAUGAAUAAUUAUUCAGAGGUUCAAAGUUAUUGUGAUCGUGUUUUAUAUUCAACUAAAGAAUGUUGGGCAUAUGCAUUUAUGAAGCGCAAAUUUUCAGCAAAUACACAUUUGACACAACGUGUUGAAUGUAUAAAUCAUAUUAUAAAGUUAGAAGCAAACUCGGGAAGUUCUUUAUGCCAACUUCAGGCUGGAAUCGACUUGUCUUUACUACAUAAUAAUGAGCUUAAUGUUAGUGCUAGUCAGCAAUUGGAUCAUAAAGUGGGAUUUAUCGAAGAUGAUUAUAAGGAGCCACAAAUCUUAUUAAAUAUGGCAUUAGAGGAUUGUUCCGAUAGUGUAGAAUUAACUAUCCAGCUAGUACAAAGUAAAAGUAAAUCACUUCCAACUGUAAUAUUUGAGACAUUAAAAAGAAUUCGUGGUCAAAAAGUUAAUAGUAAAAUUGCCGUGAAAUCAGAUUCAAAAAAAGUUUCUUAUGGUCGUGGACUCGGAAUUUGUAAAAAAGCAUUAAAUAUCGCGAUUAUGAAUGGUACCAAUAAGGUUUUAGAGGACCUACUGCAACAUUUUAUUAAUGAACAGGUUUCAGCACAAAGUAGUAGUACUGCUUCAAACUUAUCUGAACAAGGCAUAGGUCAAGAAAUUAAUAGUCUUAUAAUUUCAAACCCUUCUCAACAUAAAGGCAAGGGGCAUCCCGCUAAUAAGAGAUAUUUGUCUGCUAUUGAGAAUCAGAAUAACAAACUUGUUCGCUCAAAUAAUCAAGUUGAAAUAUCAGAGUCUGGGUCAAAAAAGAAAAACAAACGUCAAUAUGCUUUGU
Molecule: messenger RNA, 2008 nt
Organism: Cetraspora pellucida
Lineage: Eukaryota; Fungi; Glomeromycota; Glomeromycetes; Diversisporales; Gigasporaceae
Source: the annotation of a GenBank genome assembly